Messenger RNA from Rhododendron vialii, 1209 nucleotides. RefSeq names its product transcription factor MYB102-like. NCBI's taxonomy places the organism in Eukaryota, Viridiplantae, Streptophyta, Magnoliopsida, Ericales, Ericaceae. The transcript is spliced from 4 exons. Bases 49 to 1164 code for a protein of 371 amino acids. The record is from RefSeq and is a predicted model, not a curated record.
CUUAGUUUAUUGGAAAGUUCUCGACUCCCAAAACAAACCAGUGACUCCAUGGGAAGAGCACCUUGUUGUGAGAAAAAUGGGCUCAAGAAGGGGCCAUGGACUCCAGAAGAAGAUCAAAAGCUCAUAGAUUAUAUUCACCAGAAUGGGUAUGGAAACUGGAGAACACUCCCGAAGAAUGCCGGACUCCAAAGAUGUGGAAAGAGUUGUCGGCUUCGCUGGACCAACUAUCUGAGGCCUGAUAUCAAAAGAGGUCGAUUCGCUUUCGAAGAGGAAGAGGCUAUUAUCCAACUUCAUAGCAUUUUGGGAAACAAGUGGUCCGCCAUUGCUGCUCGUUUACCAGGAAGAACCGACAACGAAAUCAAGAAUUACUGGAAUACCCACAUAAGGAAAAGGCUUCUUCGUAUGGGAAUCGAUCCAGUGACUCACAAUCCUCGGCUCGAUCUCCUCGACCUCUCCUCAAUUCUCAGCUCAUCUCUCUACAACUCGUCUCAAGUGAACCUGUCAAGGUUGCUAGGCGUUCAACCCCUCGUUAACCCAGAGAUACUAAGGCUGGCCUCUUCGCUUCUCUCUUCUAACCACGAAAACCCUAAUUUUCUUGCACAAAAUGUUCAAGAAAAUCAGAUGUCUCGUGACGUGCUUCAAAGCACUGAAUUGCCACCAUUGGUGCAACCCAAUAACCAAUUUGAUCAAACCCCAGUUCAAGAAAUUCCAAAUUGUGCUAUGUUGAGUACGCCUUGUGUUCCAAUUUCUAGUGAAGCCCAGCUCAUGGGACCAAACAUGGAGCAAUUCUCGUCAGAUUUUACCAGUUUUAGCUCCCAAAAUUGCCAAUUGAAUGAGUGGCAAAGCAAUGGAAUGGCUUCAAAUUUAACACAAGACUACGGACCUGUAUCAGAUUACGGCUAUUUCGAGUCGGACCAAAGCAUCAUGGAUCCUCCACCAUCCGAAAACUCAAAUUUCCAAUCCCACGAUAGCAAUAGCUUCAGCUUUGCAUCCGUUUUCUCGAAUCUAUCAACGCCGUCGUCGAGCCCGACGCCGUUGAAUUCGAGUUCGACGUACAUCAACAGCAGCAGCAUUGCUACUGAAGAUGAGAGAGAAAGCUACUGCAGCAACAUGAUGUUGAAGUUCGAAAUGCCAGAAAUGUUUGGUGUUAGUGAAUUCAUGUAAAUGAGUUGGAAAAAUCAAACUAAUGUUUCUUUUAUAAUUUCUUAA